UUGGCAGUCCUGUUCUAGAAUACAUGUGUUUUUAGGUUAUGUAGCAUUCAAAAAAUGUCAAAUAUACGGAAAACUAUUGUUUCCAACUGCGAAAAGAAGUUUUUAACGAAAAGUUUGGGGGAUUGGGUGAGGAUUGAUGGAAGGGCUUUUGAUGAAUUUCGUAAAAUAGACAUCAAUUUUGGUAAAGAUUGGGGAUGUUGUUUUGUUUCCUUGGGAAAAAACGAAGGUUGUAGCUCAGGUUUCUUGUGAAGUACAAGUGCCUAAAUCGUCUAGACCCAGUGAAGGCAUUUUAAACAUUAAUAUUGAGUUAAAUCCAAUAGCAGCGCCUAAUUUUGAGGCUGGCAGGCAGUCAGAUUUAUCGGUGCAGUUAAAUCGACUUCUUGAGAAGUGUAUAAAGGAUUCAAAAGCUGUUGAUUUGGAAUCUUUGUGUAUAAAAGCUAACGAGAAGGUGUGGGCUUUCAGAGUGGACGUGAACGUGUUGAAUCAUGAAGGUAACAUUUUAGAUUGUGCUUCAGUGGCUGCUCUAACGGCUCUGGCGCAUUUUCGUAGACCUGAUGUAACUUGUGAUGGGGAGGAGUUUAUUGUCCAUACUUACCAACAAAGAGACCCUAUUCCCACUGUAAUACACCACUACCCUGUCUGUAUUACUUACGCCAUUUUUGAUGGAGGAGAGUAUGUAUUGGCAGAUCCAACAUAUUUAGAGGAGGGGGGUUGCAGAUGCAUUCCUUAGUGUUGGUUUGAAUGCAUAUAAAGAGUUAUGCGGAUUACAUUUAGGGGGAAAGUCUGAAUUAGCUGUGGAUAAUAUUUUACAAACUACGAAUAAAGCUGCAAACCAUGCGGGGAAAAAUUGUGGCGCUAAUAAAAGAAGCUAUAGAAGCAGACAACAAGAAAAGAUCCUCGAAGGAACCAAUCAGUUUUCAUCAAGAAAUACAGCUCGAUACUUUCGAUACAAGUGAGUUAUCGAGUUGUCUUGAUCAGUGGUCUACAAAACAUAAAAAAAACAAAAAGAAGAGUGAAAAAGUUGAAAAACCUCAAGACAUAAAAAUUGAGGUUUUUGAUAAGGGUUCGGCUGCUUUGGUGACAAGUGAAGUUAGUAACAAGGAAAAGUGGGGUUCUGAUGAGGAGGAAGAAGAACCUGAAGUUAAAAUUAUAGAAACACCUGUUGAAACCAUGACUAUAGACUCAGAUGGCAGCGAAGAAGAUGCAGUGGUGGUACUGAAUGCAGACCAAAAAACAAACAAAAAGAAAAAAAUACGAAAAUAAUAAUAAUGUAAUUUUUUAAUAAAGUUUUAUUAUAAUGUACAAAAUUAUUAUAACACUAUCUCUAUUUCUAUCCAAACUUAAUUAUUCUUGCUACCGGCACAAUACAAAGAUAAUUUGUAAAAAAUAGAAAUUGUUAAAAAUUCUUAGGUUAUGUUAUUUCUGCCAAACUUUGACACAUAACCUCACAUAUUUAAAUAUUUGACAUCGCACUGACUGAAGAAGAAAAAGUUACUGACUAGUUUGUGUUUAGGU
This is a messenger RNA of Brassicogethes aeneus, 1515 nucleotides long. Lineage: Eukaryota; Metazoa; Arthropoda; Insecta; Coleoptera; Nitidulidae. The record is from the annotation of a GenBank genome assembly.